Messenger RNA from Rotaria sp. Silwood2, 2732 nucleotides. The record is from the annotation of a GenBank genome assembly. NCBI's taxonomy places the organism in Eukaryota, Metazoa, Rotifera, Eurotatoria, Philodinida, Philodinidae.
UGAGAAUGCUUCGUUUGUUCUAUUUUCUAAAUUCAAUAAAUCACAAGUAAUCUCUAUGAAUAUUUCCUAUAAUAUACAUACAGUCUUAUCAGUAAAUUAUGUACAAAAUAAGGUACAUAAAGGCACAGAUCCUCUUCGUAAGUCCGAAUGACUUGAAUGAUCUGCUUAGCAUAUAUUAUUAUUCUUUGUCAAAGCUCAGAUUAAAUUUCAAUUUGGUAGAAACACCAUAUAUACGUCGGUUUUUUCCAAUUGGAAUAAACUUUUUUAGCAACUGAUGGAGUUCUAAGGGAUUUAGUAGGCUAUCUUUUAUUUGUUUUUCUAGACAAUUUUUUUCUCAAUAAUUGUCAUUACAACGAUCCCCACAAAAUAGAGUAUUGCGACUAUAGUGUUGAUUGAGAAAAGUCAACAUACAGUCAUAACACGUUAAUCACACAUCGCCGCCUUUUUAUUCUUUCAAAAUGCAAAAAUGCAUCGCAUCUUUAAGUCACGGAGUCUGCUAUUUUUUUCGGUAUUAAUAUGUAGUAAACAUCUUUUUCUGAUGAGGGAACGUUGCCAACUGAUCCAUUGCUUUUGACCCCAUAUCUUGACCAUAAUUAGGUAUCUAUAUACUAGAAAAGCCCUAAGAGUAUAUGGGCUGAUGUUGCAAUUUGACUGAGAUAUUGAAAUUUUACUCAAAUUUCCUACCAGGACCUUCACUUUCCAGCAAAAUUGUAUUUUUGAAUUUUGACCUGAAACUUUGCUUACAUAAAGCUCUCAAUUAAAUUAGCUUAGGGAAAAAAUUCAGAAUUUUUGGAUAUAGUAUUACUGAGAUAUGAAUUUUUCAAAAUAUGGGCGCCUUUUCAUAGAUUUUGUAGAAAACAUAAAUAUUUUGAAAAAUUCAUAUCUUAGUGAUACUAUAUCCAAAAAUUCUGAAUUUUUUUCCCUAAGCUAAUCUAAUUGAGGGCUUUAUGUAGGUAAAGUUUCAGGGCAAAAUUCGAAAAUACAAUUUUGCUGGAAAAUAAGGGUCCUGGAAGGAAAUUUGAGUAAAAUUUCAAUAUUUCAGUCAAAUCGUAAUAUCAGCCCAUAUACUCUUAGGGCUUUUCCAGUCUAUAGAUUGUCUACUUAUGAGCAAAAUAUGGGGUCAAAAGCAAUGGAUCAGUAGGAAAUGUUCUCUUGUGAGUAGCGGAUGGAUGGAUCAAACGUUGUUCUAUCGAUGGUUUGACCAAAUCUUCUUGAAACACACCAAAGAUUUACCACGUCCACUACUACUAAUUGUCGAUGGCCACGGCAGUCAUUUCGAUGUACAAACACUCAAACUUGCUGUCAACAAUGAUGUGUAUGUCAUGAAAUAAAUACGUCUAUACUUAAAUUAAAUCAACCUAUUCACUUCAUGAGAAAAUAUUUUUUACACUUUUUAGAAUUAUUCUUUGUCUACCAUCCAAUGCGACCCACAUCCUUCAGCCGUUAGACAUUGUAUUUUUCAAUUCAUUGAAAAUUCAAUGGAAAAAGUAAGACAAAAUAUACUAAAAAUAAAAGUCUUACAGUUUCUUUAUAGUAUUUUGAAAGAUGAAUAUACUCAUACACAUUUCAAAACUAUUAGUAAAUCUCAAUUUCCAUCAUUAUUAAAGCGAUUGUGGACACAUGAUCCUAUUGGAACACAAACGAAUUUAGUGAAAAGUUUUAUAAAGGCUGGAAUAUUUCCUUUCAACCCGAAUAGUAUAGAUCGUACACGUAUUUUGAAAAACAAGACGAAUGUUGAUAAACGUAUAUCAAGUGUUCCUACUAAUUCAGCACAUGAUAAUCAAACAACAACAAUUAAUAUUCCAUCUUCUCAUCAAGCAACUAAUUCUUCAUUUACUUCUUCUGAUCAAACACCUAGUUCUUCAUUUACUUCUGCUCAUCAAGCAACUGCUUCUUCAUUUACUUCUUCUCGUCAAGCAAUUGCCACAUUGGAUCGAGUUUUGAAAGAAACACAAUUGAUUAAUAGUGAUAUUGAAGAUUUGAACGAUGAUGAAGAUGAAAAAUAUUGUCCAUCCGAAUCAAGUUUUACGUUAUCAAUAUCUGUUUCAUCUGAUAAACAACAAAAAUCUCAAUCAGAUCAAACAUUAAUUACGAAAAAUAAUCGAUCGAUUCUAUUACAACAAGAGAAAAAAAGAAAGAAAAAUUCUUCGAGUAUCAUUGGUUUCGAUACGUCGGAAGAUGACGAUGCUGAAAAUUUGGAUUUACCAAGGUCAACAUCUCAACAAUUAUUCAGAACCAAACACGAACUUCAACCAAAAAAAGUCUUACCAUCAAAACACCAUCAAGCAACGUCGUCUGAAGAACAGAAAAAAAGAAUGAAGUUAGCUUUCAAAACUGUUGGUUUCGAUACAUCAGAUGAAGAUGUAGAUGUAGUACCAAAUUUAUCAACAUCCAAUCCUCAAACUUCGCUUCAAGCAAUUACAGAUGCGAUACAAAACGUUUUUAGUACACCAUCAAAUAAAACAUCAAAGCAACGUUCAAAACGUACAGUACUGAAUAGAUCUAAUGGACAAAUUAUAACAGAAAAAAUUGUGAUUGAACAGCUUGAAGAACGAAAAAACAAACAAAAGUUCAAACGAUCAGGUUCAAAUAGUCGAAUAACGAAUGAAAAAAAACGAAAAAGACAACAGAAAAAUGAUUCAUCAAUCACAUUUGGUACAAAUACUACAAUGAGUUUUCGAUCACCAAGUUCACCAAUUGCUCCAAUAGAAUCUCAAAUUUCCUUUAAUUAA